UUUUAUGCGAGCCGCCAAACACAGAGCCACGAUGUCCGACGCUGCUGCUCCAGCAGACAAUAACGGGGAGCCUGGAUUAAACGGGUCAUGGGUAGAGCUGGAGAUGAACAGAAAUGCCGCCUCUCUCUCUUCCUCCAGCCCCUCAGUGCCGCCCCCUCUAGCCCAGGUAGUAGCUGAGGAUGUUGGGAUUGUGGGGGGGCUUGAACAUGUUCCCUCAUCAUCUUCCAUCCACAAUGGAGACAUGGAAAAAAUCCUUUUAGAUGCCCAGCAUGAAUCCAGCCACAGUAACUCCUCAUGCGACAGCCCUCCUCGACCUCACAGUCCUCAGGAUGAAGGUCAGAUCAUUUUCGACGUGGACGUGAGGAGGGACAGUCAGGAGGAAGUGAUGGAGAAAACCAGAGAUGAUGACAUCUUAAUGAAGGAUUCAGAACGCGUGGCAGACUGGUCAAGUAGGCCAGAGAAUAUUCCGCCUAAGGAGUUUCAUUUCCGGCACCCGCGGCGUUCAGUGACUCUCAGCAUGAGGAAGUCAGGAGUCAUGAAGGAAGGAGGCAUCUUCUCUGCUGAGUUCCUCAAAGUGUUCAUCCCCUCACUGCUUCUGUCCCACAUCCUGGUCCUGGGUCUUGGGGUCUACAUUGGGAAAAGACUGACAACUGCCUCUGCAAGCUCCAUUUGAACACAGAUCUGAUCGAGUGCCUCAGGCGUGACACGGGUGGAUAAGGGAGAAGGUGGCAGUUUUUAUGAAGAAGCCCCUGCUGCCCUUUCUGCUCCUUUAAGUCUUUUCAGCCACCUUUCUUCCCUUUUUUAGUGGUUCCUUUAUUUAGCCUUUCCAGGUUGAGAAGCAUCAACUUCUCAUGUCAGGCCCUUUUUCUUUUCGUUUAUAAUUUUCUGUAUCUCUUUUCCAGUUCUGAAUGUUCUAACGCCCCCUUUGAGUUAAUUUUGGAAGUUUUUGCUUGAAACCAAAUGUGUGCACACUAGCUCUGCACUAGCUAGAUUCAGGCAGGGGCUAAAAAGCAUCCCGUUUCGGUCCAAUCACCUGACCCAACUGUGGGCCACUCACAAGUGAUGAAGAAUCCCCCUAGUUUUCACCCUCAAAAUGGGAACAACCAAAAUAUAUUGAAUUUUGAAGUUAUUUGAGCAUGCCUGAGUGCUAGCUAAGAAUUUAUUUAUUACUACAAAUGCUACCAAUUUUAGUUAUU
Messenger RNA from Carassius carassius (crucian carp), 1196 nucleotides. RefSeq names its product BCL2/adenovirus E1B 19 kDa protein-interacting protein 3-like. The record is from RefSeq and is a predicted model, not a curated record. The coding region runs from base 5 to 673 and encodes 222 amino acids. Gene Ontology annotation, cellular component: nucleus; mitochondrial outer membrane; mitochondrial envelope. The transcript has 6 exons. Gene Ontology annotation, biological process: mitochondrial outer membrane permeabilization; defense response to virus; positive regulation of apoptotic process. Lineage: Eukaryota; Metazoa; Chordata; Actinopteri; Cypriniformes; Cyprinidae.